AUGUUCGGCGGCUUCAUGAAAACCAAAAAGAAGGAUGAGAUCGUCGAGGUUCCUCCUCCCCCCGAGGACAAGGACAGCCGAUGGGACCUCAACGAAGACGGCAAGCUCGACGCGAAGGAGAUGACCCACCUCGGGCGAGCAGAUGCGAGCAAGCUCGAGCGCUACCUCGAGGCCGACGUCGACGGCGACGGCGUGCUCAGCAACAACGAGCUGCGUCUCGCCGAAGAGGGCGAGGACCAGUUCGCCCGCCUCAAGACGCUGCGCAAGAUCAAGGAGGCGUACGUGUACCGCCGCAACAAGAAGCGCGACUACAUGAGCCUCUUCCUCUUCAGCGUUUUUCUCGGGCUCUACCUCGGCAUCCUGUACGAGCAGACCCAGGCGGAGAGCGCGUACGGCAUCGUCUGGACCAUGCAAAACUCCGUCGUGCCCCAGAACGAGAACACCGACGAGGACCAGCUCGUCUACUCCAGCAAGGACAACAUCUUCUCGUGGAUGAAGGAGACGUUCGGUCCCAUAUGGGCCGACCCAAAGUGCGGCGACGGCGAAUGUUCGCGGCAGACGGAGUACCCGGGCUUUGGCAAGUUCGGAUGCACCGCCGACUGCGGGCCGUAUCCCCCGGAGUUUCUGUCGACGCUCCACAUCGACAUUCAGCCCUCGUACAAGGUUGACGAGACCGACGCGGUGAUGUCCGACCUCGGCGACAAGUUCCUUUCCGAGUCGUCCUGGAACCUCUGCACCAAGCAACUGGAAAAGGACGACAAGACUGGGGCUGCCGUCGAAUCGUGCUGGUACGACGUGGAGCAAAAGUUCAGGGCCAGGGCUGGCAGGACCGAACGGUCCAUCAUCAGUCCGGGCGUGCCCGGCAUGGACUGGUACGUGAAGCUCAAGACGCCGUACGGCGGCACCCGAGGCACCGUGUACGUGGUCGACACCUCCACCACUCCUCGCAAGCGGACGCCCGUGUACGCGUGGGACUACUGCUCUCACACGUGGAGCACCAAGGAGCCCAAAAUCAUCGCGGAGGAGGCUGGCGCCCCCGCCGGCUUCAUCUUCAACAUGUACAAGCACUCGGACGACACCCUCAUCAAGCCGCCCACCCCCGCGCCGCCGUCGCCUCCCCCACCUCCGCCGCCGCUGCCGCCGAUGGCCGCCGGCCUGAAGGCUUCGCUCUCGCUCAAGGGAUACACCAAAGCCACGUUCGGGCUCGACGAGCAGCUCGCCUUCAGGGAGAGCGUCGCGAGCUUGCUCGGCGGCGCAAAAUUCCGCCGAGACCGCAUCGUCAUCACCGCCAUCGAGGACGUCGCGGCUUCGUCGGGCAGGCGUCUGCUGCGCCGCCUGCUCCAGACGUCCUACGAGGUGAAGAUCACGUUCACCGUCGCGCUGGUCAGCAGCGCCGACGAAACGGCCAUGGCGACCAACAUCACCUCCAGGGUGCUCGGCGACGCCGACGCGUUCAUCAAGAAGAUGAACGCGUCGGGCGCGACAAACGUCUCUGUUCCGUCGGGUGGGAAAUUCGUGCUCAACAACGAGGGUGUCAUGGCGCCUCCGCCGCCAUCGCCGGCGCCACCUCCGACUCCGCCGAGGCCUGCCAAGAACACGAACUGUACCUGGGCUUCUCUCCAAUCCCUCAAGACAUCGGGAAAUUUGCCGGUCAACGCCGAGCUCGGCCCCGGGGCUGGCCAAUGCGAAGACACAGAACUCAACCCGAACGGCAUACAAAACGGGACAUCGUGUAACCUUAAAUGCACGGUACCAAACCCUCCAUGGGGAGCGCCCACUGUGAAAUGCGGAGAAGGGGUACCCGAGCCCAGCGGCGUUUGUCACUUCUGCGUGUUUGCCGGCGAUGCUGAUGGCCCUGGUGAUUUUUCGAUGGUCUGCCAGAUGGACUCCAACAACCCUAACCUUGUGGAUUCCUGUGACGAAUCGCACGCACGCUGCGCCAUGAACUCGGACGGUGACGACGACGACUACAGCUGCUCAACUCCCCACGACGGAGACACAAUGGACACGUGCAAUAUGUGCCUGUCCAGCGGUCACAUUGGGUUGGACGGGAUUAAAAAUUGCGACGGCACAUGCACACCUGGAAACACGAGUGACCCGUGCUUCAAAGGGUACACAGUUUCUUCAGGUAGUCACGGUCGCCGCAAGUUGCUUUUUGAAUAUGAUGCCCCCCAGCCUUCCUACGAUCCGCACGGUGGUUCCGGUGGUUCCUUCUACGACUACAACGAUCCGUACGGUGGUUCCGGUGGUUCCUUCAACGAUCCGUACGGUGGUUCCGGUGGUUCCGGUGGUUCCUUCUACGAUCCGUACGGGGGCCAUGACACCGGUUCGAAAACCGGAGACACCUUCGGGUCGUGGGGUCCCAGCCCGUCAGACGAGCCUACUCUUCUGGGCGGUGGACCCGCGUCCAACGUUAAGUACGACAGCCCCACCUCGAAGGUGUUCCUCGGCUCGAAGAGCAAGACCUGCGCUGCCGGCGAGAAGAAGUAUCUACUCCUCUCGCACAUCGACCAGAUGGCCAACGAGCACCGAUACAAGGUGUGGGUGACGGACUAUAAUUCGGGCAGACCAUUUGUCGAUCCAGCCAAUUACCUCUACCAAGGUGACGGUUGGGCGAACAACGUGGACUUCAUGAACGGAUACGAUCUUGAAACCGACACCGAAAACUACGUCGACGGAGAUACCUCAGGGACAAAGGCUGCGACCAAGAUUUACGGCAAGACGCCCAGGUACUCCAACGACGGAGUCGAUGGCGAAGCUGAGUAUCGGUACGAUGUUUUCCCAAACGCGGUCGAGCUUUGUGUGCCGACGAGUGGUGUGACCAAACUCACCAUGGUGAUCAACGUCAUCACGGAUGGGUAUGGUAUAAACAAUCAGGCCACUUUUGGCGAAGAUAGAGCUGACAGGAUUUCCGAUCGCGAGUUCAUACCGUCUUUCGCCAUAAUCGACGAAGACGGCUGUUUCGCCGAGCCAGCCUCGGGGGAAGCAUGCUCUGACACGUACAACCCUGCCAACGCUUGGGACCAGCCAAAGCAGAAGGGCGGCGCUGGUGCUAAUAAUCAUCUUUUCCAAUUUUGCCCAAAAUGGCAUUCAAGCUACGCGCUCGCGGAAGGUUCGAGGACCGUGACCGUCGAUCUCAGGCAGAGCGGCAACGAGUGCAAGAAGCUCUCUGAACUCCAGAAAAUCUCCAACCCAUCAAACGCUAUUUUCCUCCCUGAGGUUGCGCUGAUGGAGGCGAUCGAGGAGGGCUACGGAGAGACUGGAAAGUUUGAGCUGUUUUCCAAAUUGAUCACCGAUAAGAAGGACGGCGUCGCAUGUCCGGCCAACUUCGAGGAGAUCCACCUGCUCAUCGAGUCCCCGGAUGCCACCUUGGACACCUUUUCCUACGGCAUCAUCGCUGAACAGGACUAUGGGGGUGACGCGACAACUGGCACGGGAAAAUACACCAACGCAAGAAUGAGCGGCGGCACGCUGCUCUCGCCAGAGCGAUACCUCACGUCUUCGACCGGCGCCGAAAUAUCGGCGAAGUUUCCCAUGCGCAUCAAUGGCGACGUUGCAUUCGAUUGCGUGCAAGAUGUCUCGACCGCGACUCCCACAGUAAAAUCAAGCUACGAUGACAACGUCGUGUACGGCGUGUUCAACUACGAAGUCGCCUACAAGCAGGCCAACACGUAUUAUAUGACAACGGUCCCCAAGUACCUCAGAGGUCGGUGCGCGUACAAGGGGAAAAAGCCAAAGCUUGAAGUGGUCAAGAAGUGCGUAAAAACAGGUGAGCAAUACAAGCUCCACGUUUUCAGGGCGGAAAGGUAUGUCCAGGCAAACUCAUCCUCGACGGAUUCCAAGAUUUUUAUCACCGACAAGAACGGGUGUGAGAUUGCGGACAACGCGACCGCGACGGUGCCGAAGAGAGCCGUAGAUCGGUUUGAACCCGCCACCGACGCGUCAAAUUCCUUCACGGUCAGCCAGGUCGCUGGUUCGUACAAGAUUGAUCCAGAGACCGGAAUCGACAACUGCCCAGCGGGAAGGAAGAAGAUCUACGCCCCGACCUUUGCGGCGCGGGCUACCGGGACGAAGGAUGGCACCGUCAAGGCCACGUGUCCAAGCGGCAAGAAACUCGUCGAGGUGGUCACGCAAAAUUCUUGGGACGGCGCGAAGAACGCAUGGACCGUGCAGCACGUAGUCUUCAACGACACCGAACUGCUCAAGGGAACCAAGUACACCGCAGCCAUCCUGUCCGAAGCAACCACCUUCAUGUUUCGCGAGCAGAGCGUGGACAACGCCCUGCAGAUCGACUUCUGGUGUCUUCACCCGGGUAAUUACAGCAUCAAACUGACAGACUCGUCAGUUCAGUCUUCGACCAAGGAUGAGGGCUGGAGAGGUGGAGGCGUCCUCGUGACGGACCAGAACGACUGCGAAAUAUACAACGAAAAGCCCACAAAGAAGGUUCCGGACGCUUCCUACUUCGUGGUCAAGUCAACAACCUCGACGACGUGUUCAAAGAAGAGCUACAACAAGACGCAGGGCUUCUGCACGUACGAUCUUGACGUCAUGGGUAAGCUCUGCAACACAAAAGACACGCGCUCUGCCAGCGCGGAUGCGGUUGGUAAGAAGUGUCUCGCGAGUGUGUGCGCCAAUCCGAAGUGCCACACUCCCAUGUUCCUGCAGGACAAGACCUACCUCCGCACGAAGGAUGACCUCCUCAAGGGUUGCUGCAAGCACUACUCUAACGCUCUGGGAGAUACUCUGACAGGUUUCCCCGUCCCAAAGCCUGCAAACGCCACUCCUCCCAUCCCGAUUGUCGAGACGGUGCGCAAGCGGUUUGUCGCCACUAAGAACGUCAUCAUCGGCGGUUUGCUGCUGCAUCAGACCCGGUUCGCGCAGGAGGCGUGCACGGGUAAAUUCGGAAAGAACAUCUCCGGCGAUGUGUGCCCCAGCUCUGUUAAGACAGCCUCCUCUCCCUUUGGCGUUGACCCGACGUUUAUUGUUGGCUCGAACGUUUACGACGCGGCUACGCAGUCGAUGCUCUGCUGCCGCCCCGAGACUGGCGCGGUGCUGAACGCGACGAACGCCUCGAGCCCUCCCGCGGCGGGUUCCAACAACGACGCGGACGACGACGUUGGGGCGGACGACGGCGCGUUUGCCGUCAAGGCGGGUGCAUUCUACAAGAAGAGCGAGUUGAACGAGGAGGGCAUUCCGCUCGGCUUCUACCACAAGUCUCUGGGGUCUCGCGAGGACGGGUUCAGCGUGCUCAUCGACGUUAACCUCCGCGAGAGUCAGUUCAACAAGGUGAUUAGCUACCUGGAGGACGGCUUUUACCUGGACAAGUACACAAAGGAGCUCAACGCCGAGCUGCUGACGUACAACUCCAUGGGCAGAUGCUUCACGUACACGAAGAUCACGUUCAAGUUCAGCGAGGGCGGCAACAUCAUCGUCAAAUACAGCGUCGACCUCGCCAAGCCCCAGCCGUACUGGUACGCGCCGGGCGACGCCAAAGGUGAGCAGGAACACUACGGCAGGAUCAUCGCGGAGAGCGUGUUUUGUCUCCUGGUCCUCGCGACGGCGUGGGGAGAGUUCAUGGAGCUCGUGUCCAUCGUGUGGAAGACGGGCACCGCGAAGGAGUACUUCAGCAGCGCCUGGAACUACAUCGACCUCGUGUCCAUCGCCCUGCACAUCACGUGCGUCGCCCUGUGGAUCGCGCAGCUCGUCGCCCUGCGCGAGUUUGACACCGAGGCUAGGUACGACGUGUACAAGGACAUCACGCAGGACGCGCGCAUGCUCGAGCUGAAGGACGGCGGUUCGCACCUCGAGAAGUUCGUGACGGACGUGGUGGACAGCUUCGACGCCAUCAUCCAGAUCCAGGGUGCGUACGCCACCAUGAACGGCAUCAACAUCUUCCUCUGCCUGCUGCGGUUCCUCAAGUACUGCGAUUUCCAGCCGCGCAUGGGAGUGGUGACUCGCACGCUCUCGUUGGCGUUCCAGGACCUCGCCCACUUCAUCGCGCUGCUCUUGAUCAUCCUCUUCCUGUACGCGACGAUGGGCACCAUCGUGUUCGGCUCGAAGAUUGAGCAGUUCAGCACGUACAUCAGGUCGCUGCGGACGGUGUUCACCUGGUCCGUGCUCGGCGACGACGUCGGCGUGGGAGACGAGCUCUGGGACGUCGACAACCUGGGCCCCAUGGCGCUCGUCGGCAUCCUGUACUACAUGACGUUCUCGGUGCUCAUGAUCGUGAUCCUCCUCAACUUCAUGAUUGCCAUCCUUUCCGAGGCGUACGGCGAGGUGCAGAAGGCGAGCAGCGAGACGUCCAGCUUUGUCCAGGAGGUGGCGACGCUCAUCUCCAAGUACUUCAAGGCGAAGUUCAGCGGCGGCGCCAUCCUCACCGACGCCGCCGCGCUCAAACGCAUCAAGGGCAUGAUCGCCGCCGAGGAGCGCGAGCGCCAGAAGUUCAAGAAGAUGUACGGCAUGAGGGACGUCGCCAACGCCGGCGUCGGCCGCUCCUUCACCCGCGACCCCAACGACUCUGACUACUCCGACGAGGAUGACGUCAUCGACAAGGACGGCAUGGUCUCCUUCGUCGGCGUGGACGACGACGACAUCAACGUCGACGAGCUCCGUCGCACGCUGGAGCACGGCAAGGCUGCGUCCAGGGUGGCCGUGGGCGACGGCGUGGCCAAGGCUAAGAGCGGCCUCGGUGACACCGGCCCGCUCUUCGACUCCAUCAUCACGUCCAUCGGCGAGCGCAUGGAGAAGCGCAAGCUGUCGGACCAGGAGAAGAAGGUGAACGAGAUCCACUCCCUCUCCCUGCUGAUGUACAAGCAGCAGCAGGACAUGAUGAAGGACAUGGACCAGCUCAGAGGCCGCGUCUCGGCGCAGGAGCAAAAGACGCAGGGCGCGCCGAAGGUGUGA
Messenger RNA from Micromonas commoda, 6903 nucleotides. Its product is annotated as polycystin cation channel family. NCBI's taxonomy places the organism in Eukaryota, Viridiplantae, Chlorophyta, Mamiellophyceae, Mamiellales, Mamiellaceae. The transcript has a single exon. The record is from RefSeq and is a predicted model, not a curated record. Bases 1 to 6903 code for a protein of 2300 amino acids.